AUGCGCUUUUCUCUGAAAACCGCCCUUGCGUUAGCACUGGGCCUCGCCUCAUCCUCGGAUGCGCUCAAGAUCCUCAUGGGUAAUGAUGAUGGAUUUGGCAGUGGAAAUCUGAGGGAACUAUACAAGUUGCUUGUUGAUGCCGGCCAUGAGGUGCUCGUCGUCGCGCCAGCGCAGCAACAGUCGGGCAAGGGCAGCACCGUCAUCUGGGCAGAGUCAGCAAACCUCACGAUUGCGUCCCAGUACGACAUUAUUCCUGCAGGUGCGCCAGCAGUCGGCAGAGAUCCAAACGACGAGAACAUCUGGUACUACGACGGAACACCCGCGGCGUGUACGUUCGUGGCGCUCGACUAUGUGCUUCCGCGUUACUACCCCGACUGGCAUCAGACAGCCGAUCUCUUCGUUGCCGGACCGAACUACGGCACAAACCUCGGUCCCUUCGUGAUGCUCCUGAGUGGCACCGCAGGCUCGACUUUCGCUGCUGUAUCGCGAUCUAUCCCCGGGAUCGCCACCAGCGCAAGUAAUAAGGCGGUGCCUUACUUCAAUGUAACAAGCGCCUCGGACCCCGCCGCAUUGGCUGCCAAGGUCUCCUUCGAGGUAGUAAAUGAGUUCAUCAAGAACACACCAGAAGGACAGAAAGUGCUGCCUCUGGGUUAUGGCGUCAACGUCAACAUUCCCGAGCUUGUUAACAGCACCAUGCCCCCAGUGGUCAAGACCAGGCUCACAGGCGAGGCCAACACAGACGUGGCAGUCUACAACGAGACAAGCGGCCUCUUCACGUGGGACAACGUCGACCCCUUGGCUGCUGGAAUCAAUGCUGCGUACAAUGGCGAUACAAGUCUGCCGGGCGAGACGUGGGUCGUGGCUGGCGGCGGUGUUAGUGUGAGCGUGUUCACCAUGGAUUUCUCAGCGCCGAGCAUUGAGUACACAGAGGCAGUUUAUGGCAAGGCUGAGAGCCUGUUCAGUGCUGGUUCAAGUGUAAAUAAGACGGGCUACAGCAAGAGGAUGAUCGAGGAGCGUAUGCGCAAGAGGGGAGCUAUGCUCAGCGGACGUGACGGCGGAGCAUGA
Molecule: messenger RNA, 1065 nt
Organism: Alternaria ethzedia
Lineage: Eukaryota; Fungi; Ascomycota; Dothideomycetes; Pleosporales; Pleosporaceae
Exons: 2
Coding region: 1-1065 (354 amino acids)
Molecular function (GO): nucleotidase activity
Source: RefSeq, a predicted model, not a curated record